AUGGAAGAUUAUGGUGGAUUUUGCAUGAGAGCAUCGUCGCACGGCGGUGGCAGUGGCGGCACGGGGACGAAGUGCGGGCGGUGGAAUCCGACGAGCGAGCAAGUUAAGGUUCUGACGGAGCUUUUCCGGUCAGGGCUGCGAACUCCGACGACAGAUCAAAUCCAGAAAAUAUCCUCCCAGCUCAGCUUCUAUGGCAAGAUCGAGAGCAAAAAUGUCUUUUAUUGGUUCCAAAAUCACAAGGCCCGCGAAAGGCAAAAACGCCGCCGCCGCGGUGUUUUGGUCUCCCCCGCUGCCACCGCCGCCGCCACCACCGACGACAACCACCACCGCCACCACCACUCCGGCAACCCUACUACUACAAUUACUAAUAUUUCAAUUCCAAUUCCAAUUUCAGAGGAAGAAAGAGUGAUGGAGACGUUGCAGUUGUUCCCACUGAGAGGAACUGACCAUUUGGAGAAGCCGAGGAUGUGCAGAGACGACAAUAUUUCUUCAUCCUUCCCAUGCAAUAACAAUAAUACUAAUAAUAAUAUUGGCAGUGGUUACGAUCAAAUCGAUCUUCAACAUUAUUAUCAUCAUCAUCAUCCGACUUUGGAUCUACGGCUCAGCUUCGUUUAG
Molecule: messenger RNA, 615 nt
Organism: Andrographis paniculata
Lineage: Eukaryota; Viridiplantae; Streptophyta; Magnoliopsida; Lamiales; Acanthaceae
Product: WUSCHEL-related homeobox 5-like
Exons: 2
Coding region: 1-615 (204 amino acids)
Biological process (GO): plant organ development
Molecular function (GO): DNA binding; DNA-binding transcription factor activity
Source: RefSeq, a predicted model, not a curated record